Molecule: messenger RNA, 1248 nt
Organism: Striga hermonthica
Lineage: Eukaryota; Viridiplantae; Streptophyta; Magnoliopsida; Lamiales; Orobanchaceae
Source: the annotation of a GenBank genome assembly
AUGUGCAUCCGAAAGGAAAUCAGAGAUGGAAAGUACCAAGUCGCCACAACCAUAGUCUUUUGCUUGUCGAUUGCAUUGCUCGUCUUAGUCCUAGGUACGGUCAUCAAUGACCACUUCAAGAAAUUCGUGUUAUACGAAGACCUAACCUUGUCGUCACUCAAUGCUUUUCCUCCACUCUUGUCGACCCUUCCACCUUCACCAAACCAUGCGUGUACACAACUAUAUAGUAAUCAUAGCUCAAAUGCGACACGAAGUUUUAUGGAGUUGAUUUCGCCUAGCCAUCUUUGGCACUCUAUGAGCGAUGAAGAAUUGAUGUGGAGGGCCUCGAUGACUCCUCGUGUAACUGAUUACCCUUUCAAUCGCACACCAAAAGUUGCUUUCAUGUUCUUAACGAGGGAAAGAUUGCCAUUGGCCCCACUAUGGGAGAUGUUCUUCAGAGGGCACGAAGGUCUAUUUACUAUCUACCUCCAUACCUUGCCGCAAUUUGACAAUGAGCCCGACAAGGCAUCAGUUUUCUACAAGCGUAGAAUACCUAGCAAGUUGGUUCAAUGGGGGAAGUCAACCAUGAUCGACGCCGAGAGACGACUCCUAGCGAACGCACUACUCGACUUCACAAACGAAAGAUUCGUGCUCCUAUCAGAAACAUGCAUUCCCUUGUUCAACUUACCCACAAUCUAUAACUAUCUUAUAAACUCCGACCAAAGCUUUCUUAGCACCUUCGAUGACCCAAGGCGCAUGGGUCGGGGCCGAUACAACAAGCAUAUGGGGCCCACAAUUAAAUUGUCCGAUUGGCGAAAGGGAUCUCAAUGGUUUGAAGCCAAUAGGGAGCUUGCCCUAACGAUAGUAUCGGACGUGACGUACUACUCCGUAUUUAGAAACCAUUGCGUGCCACCUUGUUAUAUGGAUGAGCACUAUUUGCCAACCCUAGUCACCAAAAUCUGCCCUAACUUGACCUCAACUAGGACCAUAACUUGGACUGAUUGGUCCGGAGGCGGCUCACAUCCUAGGAUGUUUAGGAGAGGUGACGUCACACAAGGGUUUUUGGAUAGCAUUAGAAAUGGGUCCAAUUGUACUUAUAAUGGUUCAUGUUCUCGAGGACUAAACGGGCGACCCGGUUGUGGAUGCACGAGAGUCCUACCCAUGAGCCUGUGCAUGGGUCGGAUGAGGAGUUCCAAGAGGCGAGAAGGGUCCGUUUGGGUCGACGGUGGAUUUGAAGAGUAUGAGGGAUGGAACAUCAGGGUGGUCUAA